AAGGAAAGCAAUUGGCGAGGGCCAUAUUUGCAGCAUCCACUAUGUUCAGAGUCCUUCGAGGAAGGAAAUGUUUAAAAAGCAUGGAUAGACCACAUCUCCCCACUUCCGAAAGCUCAGUCUCUGAACCCUGUGUGCCUCUUCCAUCUCCGCAGCAGAAGUGCUGUUGACUCUGCUGUUCCACGUCUGUUCAGGCCACGGUAACAAAAUACUGUAGCCAGGUGGCUCAUGAACAACAGAAGUGUAUUUCUCACAGUUCUGGGAACUGGGAAGUCCAAGGUCAUGGUGCUAGAAGAUUGACUGUCCAGAGAGGGUCUGCUUCCUGGUUCAUAGUCAGAGCCUUCGUGCUGUGUCCUCACAUGGUAGAAGGGGUGGGAGAGCUCUCUCCGGCUUCUCUUUUAUAAGACCACCAAUCCUUUCCCAAAGACCCGGCCUCCCAACACAGUCACACUGGUGAUUAGGUCUCAAGAUAUGAAUCUGGGGGAGACACAAGCAUUCAGAUUAUAGCAGGCACUGAGCAGAAACACUGCCCAGGAUAGGGCUUGCUAUGGAAGACAAGGUCAGCGGGAGUCUAGGGGGCCUGGGGGAAUAGCAGGCACUCUGGCAGUGCAGCUGUGCCAGAGAUCUCCUGUAGCCCCUGCACUGGUUCUCUCUUUAACAAGACUGGAGCCGUUCUCUACUGAGCACACACCGUUUCUUUGAUAUGCAUACAUAUAAAGGCAAAUUUUAAAAGAUUCUAUUUAUUUAUUUGAAAGGCAGAGUUACAAAGAAAGCAAGGGAGAGAGAGAGAGAAAGAGAGAGAGAGAGAGAAUGAAUUGAGAUCUUCCAUCCACUGCUUCAUUCCCCAAAUGGCCACGAUGACCAGGUCUGGGCCAGGCUGAAACCAGGAACCUGAAACUUCAUCUGGGUCUCCCACAUGGGUACAGAGGCCCAAGCACCUGGGCCAUCUUCCACUGCUUUCCCAGGCACAAUAGUAGGAAGCUGGAUUAGAAAUGGAGCAGCCAGAAUUUGAAUUGGCGCCUGAAUGGGAAGAGGCAGGAAGAGGCUUAGACCUGCUGCACCAUGGCGCUGGCUCCAAAGCAUAUACACCAGCUGCAUAUCAGCCCUGUUUCACCGCGCCUGCACCUUACUCAUCCUCUUUAGAUGAGCUAAAGUGGAAAUUUUCUCCUCCCUUCCCCCCAGAAUGAGCCUACAUCCAUUAAACAUUUCAUUCUAUAAAUUCUAUACAGUCAUGAUACCUGGUUGUAUGUCAUGAUUUUCUUUUCUGUUGUUGUUGUUCUUAUUUGAGGUUGGAGAGCUUGUCCUCAAAAUUAGUAGAAGAAAUGCAGAGAACAGACAGCAAGUCCUGUAUAAUGUAGUUUUUCACCUUGGAUAAACUGUGUAUCACAUUGGGCAGUAUUGAUGUCUUUGCUAUGAUUAUAGCUGCCUUUUAAGCAGUUGGCCUAGUCUGGAAUGUUGGUCUGUGUAAUAAAAGUUUUCAGCCCUAAGUGUAUUGCCUCACCUAUCCAUGGUUGGAUAAAUCGACAUUCUUCAUCUUGCAUUGACGCAUGCCAGUGUUAUUUCGUUGGGGGGCAUAUAUCUGUCUACUGUCUUAUUACUCAUUUAUUCAAGGAAAAAAUGGUGAACAUUAUCGGGCUUCAAAUCAAAACUAGUGACCAUUUCUUUAACUGUUGGCAGUCCAGUAUUUAAGGCAGACAUUCUUUUUAAAAGAGUGAUCUUACUUCUUUUUCUUUGUACCAGUAGGCAUUACUUUGUUGUUUUUUUUUUAUUCAACCAGAAAUAUAAAUCUUGAUUGCAUCUUAGUGGAGUAAGAUCAGCUCACUUGGGACUUUGUUUAGGAUGAACAAAGCUGAAAUGAAAGCUCCUUUGAUUUGAGGGCAAACAAGCAAGUAUUUCACCAACUCUUGGCGACUCUCACCAUCUGACCUUAAUUACUUCAUCAGUAGGGGAGGGUGUCACCGUGAAAACAAAGGGACACACACACACACACAGACACACAUCUUCCUUCCUCCCUAGUACCCCAAAACUAAGCAUUCAUACGUAGACUGUAUCAACAGUGUGAUAGACUGCUAUCUUAACACCACUCCAAGAGAGCAAACCCCUCUUCUAACACGCGUCAUUAAAUCUUUCAGUGCAUUUCUCUCGCCCCCAUUCCUGCUAUUUUUGAGACGCUCAGAAGAAACAGUUAUUAUUUAUGCAGGGUUUGUGCUCCCUCUGCUGGUUCUGUAAUUAACUAAUAAGUCUAAUUCCCAUAACUAUGCUGAUGUCAUUGAUUAUUUUUGUGCAUGGACAUGGAAUUACCCAAAUCAGCAUGUUCUGUUCAAACAUCAUCAGGAAAAUUAGCAGGGGUUCCGAGGAGGCCAGUUGGCCUCAUGAAGAAAAUGUACAUUGGACUUGGCUGAAUCUGUGUUUGAAAACCUUAAGUGUAGUUUUAUGCUUUUAUUUGCUUGGUGUCAGAGAAAAACAAUCCAUCAUUGUUUAAACUGGAAUAUUACUCCUACCCUCUCAGAGGAUUUUGCAAAUAUUUUUCAUCCUGAGAACAAGAUUUAUUAUAAUUUUUGUUUUGCAGGCGUGAAACAUAGAAGCUCAGAAAUGAUAUAAGCCUUGGUACCCAGAGCUCCUGCAGGCUAACGAAGUAGAAUCUAUAGGGCGGUAUCUCGUGGCCAGGGCCUUUACUUGCUGGAUCUGAAAUAUCCUUCUUUUUAAGUGUUGCUGUCUCGGUGUGGCCAUUUCUUUGCAUGGCAAUAGGCGCAUGUAGAGCACAGCUCUACAGUUGGGUUGGUUGAGGUUUAAUUCUGAUUCCAGCACUUCCUGGAUGAUCCUGGGUAGGCUCCCUUACCUACUAGACCUUUCUUGUCCACAAACUGGACAUAACGUGAUGGGCAAGACCUCUUGGAGUUAUUAUAAGAAUCAAAUGCAAUAAUGUACAGUGCAGAGCACUUGAAGUAUACAGAUGAUGAUCUGAAAUAGUCUUUUGUCAUAACUCAUGGCAAUUCUUUUUUCAACAGGAAAGCAGCUUCUUAUCUUGAUAAUAAAAAACUAAAACUUACUGUGAAAACUGGGAGGGCAUCUCUCAGAUGAGAAGGGUUCAAUUCACCAAGAAGAUACAUACACUACUAAACAAAUAGCUUGAUAGGAGAUGCAGAAUUGGAUGGAAUUUCAGGAGAGAUCAGCCAAAAGAAUGUAGACAUUCAAGACACAGCUCCUAGACACACUAAGCCAAUCUGACCAAAAUGUCAGUGCCAAAAAUAUGGCAUCCUGAUAAUAAAGAAUAUAGUUAAAGUUGGUCACUAUUCCAAUAUGCAGGGAAAAGACUUGAGAAAGCACCUUCCAGAGGUUAUGCAUUCAUUUAUUCAUUCUGCCUUAAAACCCACCUAAUUUGUUAUUCAUUAAGUAACACACACUUUCCCAGCUUGCUCUGGAACCUCCUUUUUCUCAGUCAACACCAGAUUCUGGCUGUCCUUCUGUGAUUGUGGUCAAUAUUAUUCUUGGCCUGCCUGAGUCUGUCACCUUUAGUGUUUAUAGAUACCACUACACCCGCACUACAGUAACACGCUGGGCAAAGCAGACAGAGAGAUAACUGCAGUCAGGAUGGGCUCCAUGUCUUGUGACCGUCCCCAAGCCAGGUGCAGUAACUCUUGGCUGAGCCGGGUCAGCCCUCUUUGCAUGACCUGAUGAGAGAGGGUUCCAUUGCUGAGGGGCCUUAGGAAGGGAAAAGAAAGAGGCAAGCAGGUCUCCACGCUGAGUCUCUCGGAGCUGGCUCUUGUGGUCUUGCCUGAGGUUCCUCCAGCUUGUGUACAUGGUGGUAAUUUCAGCCGUGUGAAACGUACGUGCCUGUGGGAGGAAGCCCAGGCUUACUGGCCUGCCCAAGGAACACUCCCAUUAUGUUUGCUUUCCAGCUGUUUUAAAAUGGGGACCCUUGUGGUGGAGUUGCUUGCUGUGAUCUGAUUAUUUAACUUCUAAUUUUUACCUGUGCUUUUCACAGGCCUGCCCUCUGCCAUGGAAACAUUUGGAACUUAUACUUUAAACAGUGGAGGCCACUUUGGUUGUUGAUUUAAAACAUGCUAGAGGUUUCAUAAUGGUUAUUAAUGUUGGCCAGCACUGACCCCUGUGCAAAUAACCUGUUGAUGUUGGACAAGGAUGAGAGGCACUGAACACAAUGCAGGAAAUGGAAAGAGAUCAGAAAGAAAAGAGUCUUAUUAGCUUAGUCACAAUGCUUCGUGGCUUAACAUGGAGAUCAAUUAUCUGUGCUUAAGAGGUAUCCAGACUCGCAUUAUUUGGCCAACUCGUGGAAAUUAGGCAUUCUCUUCAGGGAAAUUUCAGAGGGGUUUUCAAACUGUGUUUUGCUUUGCAAUUUCAACAUUGUUGAUUUUAUAAAAUCACUGUAGAUCAUAUAAAAUCAGAUGUAAAUGUAUAUGUACUUAAAGCAGGAAAAAAUUAUUAUGCCCUUUUGGAAGCAUAGUGGCCAUUGUGUGAGCCAUGCAUUCUGUCCGGUAAGUCCAUUUCUGUAGACUGUUCAAAAAUUGGCAGGGAGUUCACUCGUUGGCCUGCUGUGGAAAGAGGAAACUAGCAUACUUCUUCCCAACUGUUUUUUUUUUCAUCAUCGGACUCCCUUUCCUUCAUUUGUUCGAUGACCAAGUGUCAGUUUGUUCCUUGCCCAUACCCUGUGUCGUUUCUCAGUGUACAAAUGGCAGCUAUGAGACAGGAGAACACGCAUGUUUGACAGCUGCCCCAUAAAUUAUGCAGAAGAACAAGUUAAGGACAACUGCAGUGGACUUUUUAAAAAGCAGAUCCGUGGCUGGGUCAAGAAUUUCCUUUGGAAAGCUCGCUUGCUUUGUUGGCACCAGCCAUUGCUUCAUGAAUAUCUUAUCAACUAAAAUUAUUCAACUGUAUCCAUUUAGUAUAGUGUUAGCAUGGUUUGGGGGAUAGUGUCAGAGUGAACUCAAAACUUAGAACCAAGUAAAAUGUUGUGCUCUGCAAAACAGAGGCAAAAGGCAAUACAUGUAUGCUUUGGAAUCCCAAGCAUUAAAUCAAUGCAUGAACAACACCAGUUGGGAUCGGGGGAAGAUGAUCUUAGAAGCCUGGCCCAGCUGGAACUGACCUGGUCAUGCAUUUUGUUUUCUGUGAGCAUAGAGUUCCUAGCACAUGCCCCUGCCUUCAGUGAAAUUACAGAGAGAGAGAGAGAGAGAGGCAAAUUUCCAUAAAAUUACCUUUGCAAAGUUAGUGUAUAUUCCCAUGCCGGUUUUGGAGAAUGACAUAUGGCAGCUGCUUUAUGGUUUCUUGGAGGAAAAAAAACAAAACAAAACAAAACAAAACAAAGGACUGCCCUCAUGUUGGUAGCAGAGAAAGGAAGUGUGUUUGUGACUGACGUCUAAGUCUUUCCUGCCUCCGCCACUGCAGCACAGAACCUCCAGCACCAACCUACCACGUGAACUUUUUGCUUGCAGUUGUCUGCCCCUCAUCCUACCCCAAGAGUGUACGUCUGGGGAGUGAUGGCUGGAAACUAAGACUUCCCAAGGGAUUAUUUGUCCUCUGUACAUGGGACUCAGCGUUGAGGCCCAUGCUGCCGUCCGUGGCCCAAGCAGCCGGGUUAGCUGGCCGUAAAAACAUGGCGGGGUAUUUCUGGCAUACGCUGGUGAUGAGCUGGUUCUGUCUGGCUGCCCCAGUUUUCUCUCGGCAGCCACUGUUCAUUCCAGCAAUGGAUUCCUGUUGCUUCAGAGGACUGAAUUCCAAAUAAACAACGUGAAUAUGUUUAUCUUCAAAUCUCUGUUUAUAGGGCUGUGAGUGUGUGUGUGUGUGUGUGUGUGUGUGAUGAGAAGCUUGAGUAUCUGUGGGACUCAAUAAAGAGAAAGCUGAUGACCUAAUGCAUAAUAUUAAAUGAUUAUGACAUGAGCGACAGUUACCUGGCGUCAGCAAGCUGGUAGUUAUUUUAAGGAAGGGAAAUGGUGUUUUAACACAAGUAGGCAGGUGUGCUUGGGAAGGAAAGAGAGUUUCGCUCAUCAAGUAGCAUUUAGGUAGGUAAUUGGCAGCUCAGCUCUUUUUUGAAAGUGAUUUUGCUUUCAUAUUUUUCUCCCAUUUAUUUACAGUCUUGAGUGACCCUGUUUGGUUCUUCGUUGCACCAUGACCGAAGUGACAGACUUUGGUCUCUGUUGGAUUAAUCAGUGUGUUCUUUGAUCCAUGGCAUAUGUUCCCCACAGACAUUUAAAGUCAACAUAUUCAGCAUCCCGGGUCUGGCGGCUCAGGAUUGUUAACUGAGCUGAUAGACUGGUUUGAGUAUUUGCAUCCAAAACACUCCUCCCCGUGCACACAUCCACUCCCAACAACACAAAUAUUGACUGUCCCAAUCAUUCAUUAGCAGUUAAAAAUUUGAGAGCAAUUAUUUUUUUACUACGCUUGCCUUGAAAGACACCAUUAAUUACAUUGAUUGCCUGUGGAUCGCGGCCAGUUUCGGUGUCCCGGGAGCUCGCACCUCACCCAGAGAUGUACCUGCAGCUCCGAGGAACGCGGCCCGGGAGUCAUCCGGGCAAGCCACGCGCUGAUACUGCUGCCUGAAGUGAGAUGCCGAGCCCCUACCUGCCGCGGCGAUCCACUCCUCCCGACUUGGAGCGCGUGUGGGUUGGGAUUGGCUGCUGCGGUCAACGGCAAAGACUUAUCCCGGGCAACUCAUGACCAGGCCGUGGAAGCGUUCAAGACAGCCAAGGAGCCCAUCGUGGUACAGGUAUUGAGGCGAACACCAAGGACCAAGAUGUUCACGCCUCCCUCCGAGUCGCAGCUGGUGGACACAGCCACGCAAACGGACAUCACCUUCGAACACAUCAUGGCUCUCACCAAGAUGUCCUCCCCGAGCCCACCCGUGCUGGAUCCCUAUCUCCUGCCAGAGGAGCAUCCGUCCGCCCACGAGUACUAUGAUCCAAACGACUACAUUGGGGACAUCCACCAGGAGAUGGACAGGGAGGAGCUGGAGCUGGAGGAAGUAGAUCUCUACCGAAUGAACAGCCAGGACAAGCUCGGCCUCACGGUGUGCUACCGGACGGACGAUGAAGAUGACAUUGGGAUUUACAUAAGUGAGAUCGAUCCCAACAGCAUCGCAGCCAAGGACGGGCGCAUCCGAGAAGGAGACCGCAUUAUUCAGAUCAAUGGGAUAGAAGUACAGAACCGCGAGGAGGCAGUCGCCCUUCUCACCAGCGAGGAAAACAAGAACUUCUCACUGCUGAUUGCAAGGCCUGAACUCCAGCUGGACGAGGGUUGGAUGGACGAUGACCGGAACGACUUCCUGGAUGACCUGCACAUGGACAUGCUGGAGGAGCAACACCACCAGGCCAUGCAGUUCACCGCCAGUAUGCUCCAGCAGAAGAAGCAUGAGGAGGACGGCGGGACCACAGACACCGCCACCAUCCUGUCCAACCAGCACGAGAAGGACAGCGGCGUGGGGCGCACGGACGAGAGCACGCGCAACGACGAGAGCUCCGAGCAGGAGAACAACGGCGACGACGCCACGGCGGCGCCCGCCGCGGCGCUGCCGGGCCACAGGAAACUCACCUGCAGCCAGGACACCCUGGGCAGCGGCGACCUGCCCUUCAGCAACGAGUCCUUCGUGUCUGCCGACUGCACGGACGCCGACUACCUGGGGAUCCCGGUGGACGAGUGCGAGCGCUUCCGCGAGCUCCUGGAGCUCAAGUGCCGGGCGGGCGGCGCCGGGCCCUGCAGCCCCUACUAUGCCGGCAGCGGCCUGGACGCCGCCAAGAGCGACCCCGAGAGUGUGGACCAGGAGCUGGCGCUGCUCAACGAGGAGCUGCGCAGCAUCGAGCUCGAGUGCCUGAGCCUGGCGCGCGCGCACCGGGCGCCGCCGCUGCGCGAGCCGGGUCGGGAGCCCUGGGCGCUGCCCCACGGCGGCCUGCGCGCCUGCACGGCGGGCGCCGACGCGCGCCGCCGCGAGCUCUCCGACAUCACCGAGCUGCCGGAGAGGUCCGACAAGGACAGCUCGAGCGCCUACAACACGGGCGAGAGCUGCCGCAGCACCCCGCUCGCCCUGGAGAUCUCGCCCGACAACUCCCUGCGGAGGGCAGUCGACGGCCUAGGCCGCCCGCGCGGUGACAGCGCCACCGAAGCCGCCGGGCCGGCCGCCAACAGCCUGCUGGCCAUCACCGAAGACCCCGAGGUCGGCUCCCCAACCUACGGCCCCGCGGCCACAGAGCCGGGCCCCGGCCAAGCCCUGGAGGGCCACGAGCGCCGGGCGGCCGAUGGCAGCCGCAGCCCCGCGAGCAGCCCGACGCCGGGCCCCGCGCACGCGGCCUCGUGCCCGCACUCGCCCUACAAGCACGCGCACAUCCCAGCGCACGCGCGCCACUACCAGAGCUACAUGCAGCUAAUCCAGCAGAAGUCGGCCGUAGAGUACGCGCAGAGCCAGGUGAGCCUGCUGAGCGUGUGCAAGGACCUGGGCUCCGCGGGCGCGUCGGAGCCGAGAAUGCAGUGGAAGGUGAAGGUGCGCAGCGACGGCACGCGCUACAUCACCAAGCGGCCUGUGCGCGACCGUCUGCUGCGCGAGCGCGCGCUCAAGAUCCGCGAGGAGCGCAGCGGCCUCACCACGGACGACGACGCGGCCAGCGAGCUCAAGACCGGGCGCUACUGGAGCAAGGAGGAACGCAAGCAGCACGUGGUGCGCGCGCGCGAGCAGCGGCGCCGGCGCGAGCUCAUGAUGCAGAGCCGCCUGGACUGCCUGCGCGAGCAGCACGCGGCCGACGAGCGGCGCGAGCUGAGCAUCCUGGAACUGAGCCACAAGAAGAUGAUGAAGAAGCGCAACAAGAAGAUCUUCGACAACUGGAUGACCAUCCAGGAACUGCUCACGCACGGCACCAAGUCGCCGGACGGCACGCGAGUGUACAAUGCCUUCCUGUCGGUGACGACGGUAUAAUCGGCUGCAUCCCCUUCGCGCGCGUGCAAGAGAGACCACCCCCGGUGGUGCAGAGAGAUUCCUGCCUCGUUCAAUGCGGCAAGCUCCUGUAUAUACGACAAGCGCGGCCGUCGUGUGUAUAGUCCAGACGGGCCACCCCCUCCCCAGCACCGGGUGCCAUAGCUCUAUUUUAAGAGGAGGGGCAAAACGCCCUUUUCCUACCUGGGAGGUGGAUAUGGACAGCUUUUUGCAAAUAGCGGUUGUACUUUUUUACUUGGUACCUUUUACAUAAAAGUGUUUAAAUUUCAGAAAGAUCUUUUAUUAAGCAUACUUUCACAGAAUAAUUUGUUUAAAACUAUAUUCAUAUGAGAAAAACGCGCUUCCCCCGCCCCCCGCCUAAAACACAAAUAACAAUCGCCGGUCUGUAUUUUUAAUGGAACCCCUAUUUUAUAACGUUCCUUUGUUGAAUGUGUUUCAUACGAGUGACCAUUAAUAUAUUAUUUAGGUCGAGGUUUCAACCCAAAGCCACCGAAGGCUGUGGUUAAGGAGCGAAUGCACGGAACCAAACCAGCAGUGUUGAGAGUCGGGAUGUGCAUUUCAGCAUCCUUCUGCUCAAGGUUCCCCAGAGUAUAAAGGUUUUAUUGGAACCCAGAAUAUAACGCGGCUUUUUGGCAGUUGCAGGCAUGUUUGCAAAUAAUGCAGCCAUUGGAAGAAUUUGCAUGGAAAGGAGACAGUUUGUGGAAUUUCAAGUGCUCAUUGUAGUAAACCUUUGCUUUGUAGAUUUGAAGGCACAGACUUAUACAAGCAAGUUCAUGAAAUCAUGAUUAGUUACAAACAUUAAGUAAAAUGAAGUUAAAAUAAAUUAUUAUUUUCUAUUUGA
Oryctolagus cuniculus (rabbit) is the source of this 9767-nucleotide messenger RNA. The record is from RefSeq and is a predicted model, not a curated record. NCBI's taxonomy places the organism in Eukaryota, Metazoa, Chordata, Mammalia, Lagomorpha, Leporidae.